Erigeron canadensis is the source of this 1448-nucleotide messenger RNA. RefSeq names its product mannose-1-phosphate guanylyltransferase 1-like. Gene Ontology annotation, molecular function: mannose-1-phosphate guanylyltransferase (GTP) activity; GTP binding. Bases 189 to 1274 code for a protein of 361 amino acids. Gene Ontology annotation, cellular component: cytoplasm. Gene Ontology annotation, biological process: GDP-mannose biosynthetic process; cell wall mannoprotein biosynthetic process. NCBI's taxonomy places the organism in Eukaryota, Viridiplantae, Streptophyta, Magnoliopsida, Asterales, Asteraceae. The transcript is spliced from 5 exons. The record is from RefSeq and is a predicted model, not a curated record.
UCUUCUUCUUCUGUAAUAAUAAAUCCAGCUCAUUCAUUCACUCAUUAAACCCCUUUUCAUAUUUUUGCAUAUAUAUAUAAUAACCCCGUUCAUUACCUGUAUGUAUCCAUUUGUACAUAAAUAACCAUCAAUUCUUUUGUUAACUGUAAGCCUCUUCUUUUUUAGCUGAGUAGCCAUAUCUUUCCACCAUGAAGGCACUUAUUCUUGUUGGAGGAUUUGGAACUCGGUUGAGACCGUUGACACUAAGCUUCCCGAAGCCACUUGUUGACUUUGCCAACAAACCCAUGAUCCUGCACCAGAUCGAAGCUCUCAAAGCUAUAGGUGUCAGUGAAGUGGUUCUUGCCAUCAAUUAUCAACCAGAGGUCAUGCUUAAUUUCUUGAAAGAUUUUGAAAGUAAGCUUGGGAUAAAGAUCACAUGCUCACAAGAGACUGAGCCGCUUGGAACUGCAGGGCCCCUAGCUCUGGCUCGUGACAAACUAGUCGAUGAAUCUGGUGAACCGUUUUUUGUUCUCAACAGUGAUGUCAUCAGUGAUUAUCCCCUUAAAGAAAUGAUUGCAUUCCACAAGUCCCAUGGUGGUGAAGCUUCAUUAAUGGUGACGAAGGUUGACGAGCCCUCAAAAUAUGGUGUGGUCGUUAUGGAAGAAUCAACUGGGAAAGUUGAAAAGUUUGUUGAAAAACCAAAACUAUUUGUGGGUAACAAGAUUAAUGCUGGGAUUUACCUCCUGAACCCAUCGGUUCUGGAUCGAAUCGAGCUCAAGCCCACUUCAAUCGAGAAAGAAGUAUUCCCAAAAUUAGCAUCCGAGAAUCUGCUAUUUGCAAUGGUUUUACCUGGGUUUUGGAUGGACAUAGGACAACCAAAGGAUUACAUCACUGGAUUAAGACUAUACUUAGACUCUCUCAGAAAGAAAUCUUCGUCUAAAUUAGCCAGCGGGGCACACAUUAUGGGGAACGUUUUGGUAGACGAGAGUGCCAAGAUCGGUGAAGGGUGUUUAAUUGGACCCGAUGUUGCAAUUGGGCCAGGGUGUGUGGUUGAGCCAGGUGUCAGACUCUCACGCUGCACGAUAAUGCGUGGAGUCCGCAUCAAGAAACACGCAUGUAUCUCAAGUAGUAUCAUAGGGUGGCACUCGACCGUUGGCCAGUGGGCUCGAGUUGAAAACAUGACUAUUCUUGGGGAAGAUGUUCAUGUGUGUGAUGAAGUCUACACCAACGGCGGUGUGGUCCUGCCACACAAGGAGAUCAAGGCUAGCAUCUUGAAGCCAGAAAUAGUUAUGUGAUGAUUUAUUUGUGUUCAUAUAUACUACUUAUAUUUUAAGAUAGUUGUCAUGAUAUGUUAUGUGUUCUUUGAAGUUGUUUUCUUUUUCAAGGGGGGUAUGUUUUGUUGUAAGGUGUCAUUUUGUCAUGUAAAUAGAAUAAUAAUUUGUUGAGUUAUUUAGUUCUUUGCUUCAUAA